This is a messenger RNA of Dendronephthya gigantea, 801 nucleotides long. RefSeq names its product mitochondrial assembly of ribosomal large subunit protein 1-like. NCBI's taxonomy places the organism in Eukaryota, Metazoa, Cnidaria, Anthozoa, Malacalcyonacea, Nephtheidae. The transcript is spliced from 3 exons. The record is from RefSeq and is a predicted model, not a curated record. Gene Ontology annotation, molecular function: ribosomal large subunit binding. The coding region runs from base 62 to 778 and encodes 238 amino acids. Gene Ontology annotation, cellular component: mitochondrion. Gene Ontology annotation, biological process: negative regulation of ribosome biogenesis; negative regulation of translation.
GGCGGAUUAAAAGGAGUGACAAUUUUCUUCAUUGGCAAAUAUUUGGUAAAAUCCUUUCCCUAUGUUGACACAAAGGAGUUUUUCAGCGUUAAAAACCUUUUUAAACAAGUCAGUUUCCAACCUAAGUAGGAAUCGUUUAAACUCGAGUUUUUCCAACGAAAAUGUUUGGGAAAUGACUUUUAAAUAUUCACCGUAUUGCUUGAAUAGUAUCGGGGUAAAUACAAAGCCUUUAACAGCAUUCAAUACAUGGAGGAAUACGUCAAACAGAUUCUAUUCUGGUGAUCCAAGUAUAACAUUCCUUUCUGGUGGGAGAAGCAAGCACUUUGAAGCCAGUGCAGUGUAUGAUGAAGAUAAAUUGUUAAAAAAUAUUGUUAAACAGUUGAAAGAGGACAAUGGUGUUGAUAUUUGUGUAAUUGAAACAUCAGAGGAGAGAAGGAAAUAUGCUGAUUAUGUUGUGGUUGUAAGUGGAAGAUCAACAAGACACCUUAAAGCAAUGACAAAUCAUAUUCAUCAGAAGUCCAAGAAAGAUUUUGCUGAAAAGCAUGUUUUUGUUACUGGGUUAGACUCAAAUGAUUGGAUGAUUGUUGAUUUCAAUUCAAUUGUAAUCCACCUUUUCCUGCCUGAGAUCCGUGAGAAAUAUGAUCUUGAAAAGCUUUGGUCCUUGGGACCAGAACAGGAUAAACAGUACCAAGAAAUGUUGGAAGAUGACCGAUAUGCUGAGAUGGUUAAAAAUGCCAAACUGGAGGACUUCUUUGUAAAUGAGGAAUCAAAUAAAUAAAAUACAUUUUAUUAGUUGUUGUU